This is a messenger RNA of Mytilus californianus (California mussel), 1803 nucleotides long. Its product is annotated as collagen alpha-1(XII) chain-like. The coding region runs from base 40 to 960 and encodes 306 amino acids. Lineage: Eukaryota; Metazoa; Mollusca; Bivalvia; Mytilida; Mytilidae. The record is from RefSeq and is a predicted model, not a curated record. The transcript has 5 exons.
AAAAUUAUGAUAAAAAUAUGAAUUAUUAGUUUAAAUGACAUGAUUUCAAAUAGGAUUUUUCUUUGGAUUGUAAUAUUUCCAUCGAAUGUUUACUUGUUAAAAGAUGUAGUAUUCGUGGUGGAUAAGUCAGCCAGUUUGUCUACAGAGGAUUUCUCAGAAGCUGUAGAUUUUAUAUACAAUGUGACUAAAUUUAUCGCAGUUGGUUCAACUGCGACCCAAUUCUCGGUAGUGACGUUUUCUAGCGAUAUCACAGAACGUUUUGAUUUGAACGACUACUCAACAAAUGCUACGAUAUUAAAUGCCAUCAGUGGCCUCAAAAGUAUCACGCCAAGUGGUAGCACAUACACAUACGAUGCCUUAACUUUUGUACGGACGUCUUCUUUUAUAUCUUCAAAAGGAAGUCGUUCAAAUGCAGAUAAGACUGUUAUUAUAUUGACCGAUGGACAAUCCGUGAACUAUCCGAGAACUGCAGCAGAAGCUGAUUUACUCAAAACUAAUCUCGGUGCGGAAGUAUUCUCCAUUGGAAUUGGCUCAGCUAUAUCCGCAAGUAAUGUUGAGUUAUUAAGUAUGUCCAGUGACCCUGAUUCUUAUUACUCCCAUCACGUGGAGUCAUAUGUCGAUCUGUGUAGUCUGAUUCCGACCGUUGUUCCUAAGAUUGAUCCAACGGUUACUCCUCAGGCUGUUACUGGAUGUCCGGCGACUCAAGCAUCAACAUCAACAUCUCCAGAGGAUAACACAGUGGUAGUGGCCGCAGUGGCGACUGUAGCAGCUGUUGCAGGAUUAGGCCUUACCGCACUUAUUGCAUCUUUACUUGAAAAGAAACUGAGGGGAUUAUUUGGUAAAAAGAACCAGGUAGAUCCCUAUGACAGUAUGACCAGACAAGGAACAAACAGAGCCAUUUUUGAUUCUAAUGCCCUGAAUGAUCCUUCAGCCAGAGAAGUACCACCUCCAGAUGUUUGAAAGGAGAAAAAUUUUAACAUUCUAUCAAAUCUAUAUUUUCUGGACGGAAAUAAAAUCCGUUCGAAGCUUAUUUAUUUCUUGAAGAGUUAACAUAAGAUCAAGCACUGAUAGAAUUUUUUCUAGACAAGAUCUUUUGUUUUAUUAUAACAAUACUUUCUACACGUGUAUCGUUUAUUAAUAUGAAUAACAAAGAAUACAACAGCGUGCACAUACUCGUAGCAUCUAUAAACAGUGGGUGAUGGAUGAACAUAACUGACAAAGUUUCAUGUUUUCCUAAAAGUUAUUUCUAUGUAUCUGUUGGUAAAAAAGAUUUUCCUAAAAAAAACGAAAAUUAGCAUUACUUUGACGAAAAUUAAUUUUUGGAUAAAUACUUGAAAGCAUUUUAAAGAACGAUAAAUUUUGUCACCAGUUUUCACUGAGACAGUUAGACACUACAUUUUUCUCAUUGAAAUUCUGAGCACAAACUUUUUAAGCUUUUCAAAACAUCGUGUUUUCUUGUACCAAUAUUAUUAUUCACUGAAUAUACACCACUUUUCACGUGCAAGGGGUGGGGGUUUUAACCAUGACGUCAUUAUAGUGAAGUAUAUAAGCAACGUUAUUAUAUAUGCAAUUCAAUCCGAGGUACAACCUUCGAUAUUAGAAUGUAGACCUUUUAUCAAUAUGGACGAGACUGCGUAUUUAAACAUCCAAAACCGCUGACUUCUUAGCAAAAGUUGUUUUACGGUUAACCUACAUAAUAAUCAACCAUAUGCUAGGCUCAAAACCUCAACCCCAAUUUUUAAUUUCGAAAAGUAGAACAACAAGAUGUGGAACAAACAAUCAAUACAGAAAAAGUACUCCACA